Megalobrama amblycephala (Wuchang bream) is the source of this 3209-nucleotide messenger RNA. RefSeq names its product endoplasmic reticulum aminopeptidase 1b (gene erap1b). The transcript is spliced from 19 exons. The record is from RefSeq and is a predicted model, not a curated record. Gene Ontology annotation, cellular component: cytoplasm. Bases 163 to 2988 code for a protein of 941 amino acids. Gene Ontology annotation, biological process: proteolysis; peptide catabolic process. Gene Ontology annotation, molecular function: zinc ion binding; peptide binding; metalloaminopeptidase activity. NCBI's taxonomy places the organism in Eukaryota, Metazoa, Chordata, Actinopteri, Cypriniformes, Xenocyprididae.
UUGCUUCCCAUGAUGCAAAUGUUAAACAAGAUUUCUAUUUUCACUUUCACAUUCAUUGAUUCGAAGUCCUCAGCUGAACCAUAGCUGGAUUCUUUUUUUGAACAGGUCGAGGAUUUUAACUGAAAAGCGUAGUUCGUAAUCAGCUUCCAAGUAGUAGUAGACAUGAGUCGCUUUGCUCUGCUUGUGAAUCUAAUAACCCUUCCCAUCAUUCACAUAUGGGCUGCAGUCACUCAAGAGCCCACUACUUUCCCUGUAUCAAGCAAUGGAGAACCAUUCCCAUGGAACAAAAUGAGACUUCCAGACACAAUAUCUCCCCUUCAUUAUCAUCUCCUUAUCCACCCCAACCUCACAAGUUUAGACUUUACUGGAUUGGCGCAGAUCCAAAUUGAGGUGCAUCAAGACACCAAGUUUAUAAUAUUGCACAGCAAGGAUCUUCAGAUCUCCAAUGCAAGGUUGCUAGGUUCAAAUAUGAAUCAGCUGCAGCCCUUAAAGGUGCUAGAGUACCCAUACUUCCAGCAGAUUGCACUUAUAUCUGAUAAAGUGCUGCUAAAGAGAGGCCAUGUAUAUUCAAUUGAACUGGGGUUUGCUGCCAACCUCUCUGAGAGCUUUCAUGGAUUUUACAAAAGCACAUAUCGCACCACCAAGGGAGACGUCAGGGUUGUGGCUUCCACACAGUUUGAGCCGACUAGUGCACGAGCAGCCUUUCCCUGUUUUGAUGAACCUGCCUUCAAAGCAAACUUUUCCAUGCGGAUUCGCAGAGAAGCAAAGCAUAUUGCCCUCUCAAACAUGCCUAAGCUGAGAACAUUAGAGCUGCCAGGCGGCCUGUUUGAGGACCAGUUUGAUGUGAGUGUACAGAUGAGCACAUACCUGGUGGCCUUCAUCGUCUCUGACUUUCUCUCUAUCAGCAAGACCAGUCAGCAUGGAGUCCAGAUUUCGGUGUAUGCUGUGCCAGAGAAGAUCGACCAGGCAGAGUUUGCUCUGGAUGCUGCAGUGAAGCUGCUUGACUUCUAUGAUGACUACUUUGACAUUCCUUACCCUUUGCCCAAACAGGAUCUUGCUGCUAUCCCAGACUUCCAGUCUGGAGCAAUGGAGAAUUGGGGUCUGACCACCUACCGGGAAUCAGCCCUUCUUUUUGACCCCCACAAGUCUUCUGCUUCUGACAAACUGGGCAUCACAAUGAUCAUCGCUCACGAACUGGCCCAUCAGUGGUUCGGUAACCUGGUCACCAUGCAGUGGUGGAAUGAUCUGUGGCUGAACGAAGGUUUUGCCAAGUUCAUGGAGUUUGUGUCUGUUAACAUCACCAAUCCUGAACUGCAAGUUGAGGAUUAUUUCCUGGGGAAGUGUUUUGAGGCCAUGGAGGUGGACUCCUUAAGCUCCUCUCACCCUGUGUCCACGCCGGUGGAGAACCCUGCUCAGAUACAGGAAAUGUUUGAUGAUGUUUCCUAUGACAAGGGUGCUUGUAUUCUGAACAUGUUGAGAGAGUUUCUGUCCCCAGAGGCCUUUAAAUUGGGCAUUGUGAGAUACCUGAAACGCUACAGUUACCAGAACACAGUCAAUAGUAACUUGUGGGAAAGUCUGACCAAUGUUUGUGACUCUGAUGGUCUGGAUGAGGGCAGACUGAAGGGUGAUGGGUCUUGCCAGCGCUCAGUCUCAGACUCUGGAGCUUCUAAAUGGCACUCGGAGGAUGAGCUGGAUGUUAAGGCUAUGAUGGAAACAUGGACAUUGCAGGAGGGCUUUCCACUCAUUACAGUGGAGGUCAAAGGUCACGAAGUCAGACUAAGUCAAGAGCGUUACCUCAAGAGUGAUGACCUUUCACAAACAUCAAGCUUCCUGUGGCACGUUCCAUUGACUUACAUUACCAGUGACUCAACAACAGUGCACCGCUUCCUGCUGAAGACCAAAACAGAUGUGCUGUAUUUGCCGGAGGAGGUGGACUGGAUCAAGUUUAAUGUGGACAUGAGUGGAUAUUACAUCGUGCACUAUGAGGGCUCUGGCUGGGAUGACCUCAUCAGGCUGCUCAAACACAAUCACACAGCGCUCAGCAGCAACGACCGGGCCAGCCUCAUCAACAACGCUUUCCAACUGGUCAGUGUUGGUAAGCUUCCUCUGGAUAAGGCUUUAGACCUGACCCUGUAUCUAAGCAAAGAAACUGAGAUUAUGCCAGUGACACAGGGCUUCAGUGAGCUUGUGCCUCUGUACAAACUGAUGGAGAAAAGAGACAUGGUGGAGCUGGAAAACCAGAUGAAGGGCUACAUACUUCAGCUGUUCAGGAAGCUCAUAGACCAGCAGUCGUGGACUGAUGAUGGCUCUGUGUCUCAGAGGAUGCUGCGGAGCUACCUCCUCCUGUUCGGCUGCGUGCGGGGUCAUCCACCCUGUGUCAGCACCGCCACCCAGCUCUUCAACAAUUGGAGGGACUCAGAUGGGAAUAUGAGUCUUCCCAAUGACGUUACUAUGGCUGUGUUUUCUGUUGGUGCCCGGACUGAGGAUGGUUGGGAAUUUCUGUUUGAGAAGUACAAGGAGUCCAUGUACAUCUCGAUGAAGAGCAGGAUCAAGAUGGCCCUCACGACCAGCCCUCUUGAUCACAAGUUAAAAUGGAUGAUGGAGCAGAGUCUGGUGGGAGAGGUGAUGAAGACUCAGGAUCUGCCAUAUGUUGUAACAUCAGUCAGUAAAAAUCCUAAGGCCUACAAACAUGCAUGGGACUUUUUAAAAGCUAACUGGGACUCCCUGAUUAAGAAGUUUGAUCUUGGCUCACACUCCAUAGCGCACAUGGUAGUAGGAGUGACCAACCAGUAUUCCACCAGAGAAAUGCUAGCUGAGGUUCGUAGUUUCUUCAGUUCCCUGAGGGCUGAAACUGGAGCAGAACUGAGGUGUAUUCAGCAGGCCCUGGAGAACAUUGAAGAGAACAUUCGCUGGAUGGACAAGAACCUCCCACUGCUGAAGGCCUGGCUGCACAGACAAUAUGACCAGCACAAAAAUAUAGAGCUGUGAAGCAUAUGUACUUUAAAUGUGUCAAGUCAUACUGUUGGUGUAUACAUUUUUUUUUUAUUAUUAUGAUGUAAGAAUUUUGAUAAGAACUUUGGUGUGCUAAAGUGUGUGAUUCUGAAUUUUUGAAUAUAUAUAUUUUUGAAUAGCUGUACCAUUUCUUAUAAAGGUACAAUUUAAGAUUGUCCCCAAGCUGUAGUAUUGAAAUUAAAAGUGUAUGGAUUGGA